This is a messenger RNA of Microthlaspi erraticum, 1077 nucleotides long. Lineage: Eukaryota; Viridiplantae; Streptophyta; Magnoliopsida; Brassicales; Brassicaceae. The record is from the annotation of a GenBank genome assembly.
AUGGAGCUUAUCCCUGAUCUCCCCGAAACCGUAGCACGCGAGUGUCUCAUACGCGCCUCAUACCAGCAAUUCCCUCUGAUCGCAUCCGUUUGCAAACUCUGGCAGCGAGAAAUCAGCCUCCCUGACUUUUUCCGUCACCGGAAAGAUUCAGGCCAUAGCCAGGAGCUUGUUGUCUUGUCUCAAGCCCGGGUCGAGCCGGUUUCAGAACUCGGUUUGGGGAAAGCCAUCCCGACGCCCGUGUACGGAGUCUCGGUUCAUGAGUUAGAUUCCGGUCUGUGGACCGAGCUUCCUCCGUUUCCCGGUAAAUCCAACGGAUUGCCUCUGUUUUGCAGAUUGGCUUCUGUCGGAUCUGAUCUUGUUGUUUUGGGCGGGCUUGACCCGGUCACGUGGCGGACCUCUGAUUCGGUCUUCAUCUUCAGUUUCUUGACCUCCACGUGGCGCAAGGGGACGAACAUGCCAGGUGGACCCCGUUCCUUCUUCGCCUGCGCUUCGGAUUCUGAACGGAACGUGUUCGUGGCGGGUGGGCACGACGAAGACAAGAACGCUAUGACGUCAGCUUUAACGUAUGACGUGGCAGAAGACAGGUGGGCUUUUUUGCCAGGUAUGUCCCGCGAGCGAGACGAGUGCACGGGGGUUUUCCACGGUGGCAAAUUCCACGUGAUAGGUGGUUACGCCACGGAGGAACAAGGACAAUUUAGUAAAACUGCUGAAUCAUUUGAUGUCAACACGUUCCGGUGGGGUCCGCUGGCGCACGAUUUCCUCUCUUCCGGGAUGACUACGUGGCCUCCGGUGUGUGCGGCCGCUGAAAAUGGAGAUCUCUACGCUUGUUGUCGCCGUGAUCUGAUGGUGAUGAGAGGUGGCACGUGGCAGAAAGUGGGGAAUAUACCUGCUGACGUGUGCAAUGUAUCUUACUUGGCGGUAAGGAGGUCUGGGAAGCUGGUCGUGAUCGGUUCGGCUCGGUAUGGUGAACCAAGUGUAGGGUAUACGUGGGAUAUGAGCGAUUCUCGAUGGGUAAAACUGGAAACGCAUGAGAAAUAUGAAGGUCACGUUCAAACUGGUUGUUUCUUGGAGAUAUAA